Molecule: messenger RNA, 3756 nt
Organism: Tremella mesenterica DSM 1558
Lineage: Eukaryota; Fungi; Basidiomycota; Tremellomycetes; Tremellales; Tremellaceae
Exons: 5
Coding region: 1-3645 (1214 amino acids)
Biological process (GO): DNA-templated transcription
Cellular component (GO): RNA polymerase II, core complex
Molecular function (GO): DNA-directed RNA polymerase activity; ribonucleoside binding; DNA binding
Source: RefSeq, a predicted model, not a curated record
AUGGGCUACGAUAACGAUGCCAAACCUGUCGAAGAGGAACAAUUAGAGGGGGAAGAUUAUUGGACUAUCAUCUCUUCUUAUUUUGAGGGAAAGGGUUUGGUACGACAACAAUUGGAAAGUUUCAACGAAUUUAUCGAGAAUACUUUACAGGAGAUUGUGGAUGAGAAUCCAUUGAUAAUAUUGGAUCAACAUGCUCAGUUUACUGGCAAAGAGGGAGAUGAACUACGUCGACAUCAACUCAGAUUUGGCCAAAUUUACCUCGCUCGGCCAACGACCACUGAGAGUGAUGGUAUAGCCGCCCCCAUGUUUCCCCAAGAAGCUCGUCUCAGAAAUUUGACCUACUCCGCCCCUCUAUACGUCGAGAUCGAACGCAGAACUUUCGUCGCAGCUGGUGCCGAUGAGGAUCCACUGGAUACGGAAUGGCAACCCCUCUUGGAUGCUUACGGCGAGCCAGUGGUGGAAAAGACAAAGGCGUUCAUCGGCAAGGUGCCUGUAAUGGUUCGAUCUCAUUUUUGUCAUCUAGAAAAUCUACCCGAUGAAUCUCUCUACCACCUCAAAGAGUGUCCAUAUGAUUCGGGCGGUUAUUUCGUCGUUAAAGGUUCGGAGAAAGUCCUCAUUGCUCAAGAGAGAAUGGCAGCGAAUCAGGUGUACGUUUUCAGAAAACAAUCGCCUUAUACGUAUUUCGCCACGGUCACGAGUCAAAUGGAGAGGGGUGGGAAAAUGCCUAGUGAAACUGAGGUUCGGAUGUAUCCCAGGUCAUCUGGUGGUACGACCGGCUCGGUCAUACACGUACGCUUGCCCUAUAUCAAAGUCCCUAUCCCUAUCGUCAUCGUCUUCAGAGCACUUGGUAUCAUCGCCGACUCGGACAUUUUAGAGCAUAUCUGUUUCAACAUGGGUGAUACACAAAUGCUUGAAAUGCUUCGGCCUUGUGUCGAGGAAGCUUUCGCCAUACAAAGUCGCGAGACCGCCCUCGAUUUCAUCGGUCGACGACAUAACAAGGACAUUGGUACACGUAUGCAGCGACAACUUGUCGCUUUCGAUAUCCUGCAGAAGGAGUUCCUCCCUCACGUGUCGGUUUCCGAAGGUUUUGAAUCGAAAAAAGCCUAUUUCCUUGGUUACAUGAUCCAUCGUCUGUGCUCCGCCGCCUUGAACAGAAGAGACCUUGACGAUCGUGAUCACUUUGGUAACAAGCGUAUGGACUUGGCCGGUCCAUUACUGGCCAACUUGUUCCGAGGAUUAUUCAAGAACCUCACCAAGCGUGUUCACCGUCAUCUGACCACAUGUAUCGAAAAGAACCGACCUUUCGUCUUCAGCGAAGCUCUACAGCCAAGCAUCAUCACAGACGGGUUCCGGUAUGCUAUCGCCACUGGUAAUUGGGGGACUGGAACGAACCGGAGAGUGGGAGUUUCGCAAGUGCUCAACCGAUAUACCUACGCAUCUACCCUCUCCCAUCUUCGGCGUACCAACACGCCUAUCGAUCGAGGUAGUAAAGCUACCAAACCGCGUCAACUUCACAAUACCCACUGGGGUAUGGUAUGCCCUGCCGAGACACCCGAAGGUGCCGCUUGUGGACUGGUCAAGAACCUUGCUCUUCUGUCAUACAUCUCAGUCGGGUCCUAUGCUGCGCCAGUGAUGGAGUUUCUGGAGGAGUGGGGUCUUGAAGACCAAUCGGAGUUCCAACACAACCCCGGUGCCACCAAAGUCUUCGUCAACGGUGUGUGGAUGGGGGUACAUCGAAAUGCUGGAACCCUUUACGCCAACUUACUCCAGAUGCGACGUGGUGGUCAACUGAAACAUGAAGUAUCGAUUGUGCGGGACAUUCGAGAGCGAGAGCUACGAUUAUGCACCGACGCCGGUCGUGUAUGUCGACCAUUACUCAUUGUUGAUCAACGGACCCAGAGUUUGAAAAUUAAAAAAUCACAUAUCGAACGUACGGAGAUACUGCUGGAAGGUGGAGAGGACAUCGCCACUGGUUCGGCAUGGAUCGAAUUGCUCAACGAUGGUGUGAUCGAGUAUGUGGAUGCGGCUGAAGAAGAGACAAUUCUCAUCGCUAUGACUUCGGAGGAUUUGGUCAACGCACGAACGGCAAGUGGUAAAGAUGAGCUAGUGCGACAACGAGCUGCCCAUAAUUUGGAUCAUUUCGAUCCCGCCGCACGUGUAAAGAGUACCAAUUGGUCUCAGAAUUACACCCACAUGGAGAUUCAUCCUAGUAUGAUCCUCGGAGUUUGUGGGAGUAUCAUUCCUUUCCCCGACCACAAUCAAUCCCCCCGAAACACGUAUCAAUCCGCUAUGGGUAAACAAGCCAUGGGAGUUCACUUGACAAAUUAUCAAUUACGAAUGGACACAAUGGCAAAUAUCCUGUACUACCCUCAAAAACCCCUGGCGACCACACGAUCCAUGGAAUACCUAAAAUUCUCAGAAUUGCCCGCGGGACAAAACGCCAUCGUAGCUAUCAUGUGUUACUCGGGAUAUAAUCAAGAAGAUUCAGUCAUCAUGAAUCAGUCAUCUAUUGACCGAGGAUUGUUCAGAUCGUUGUAUUACCGAUCAUACACAGAUGCGGAGAAGAUGACGGGGAUGGAGAAAGUGGAAACUAUCGAGAAACCUGAUCGAAAAGAUACGUUGAGAAUGAAGAUGGGAUCAUCAGAUCGAUAUGCCAAGCUUGACAUUGAUGGUCUUAUCGCUCCUGCCACCAACGUCAAUGGAGAUGAUAUCAUCAUUGGUAAAACCGCUCCCAUACCUGAAGAAAGCGAAGAAUUAGGACAGAGAACAUCUCUUCAUACGAAAAGAGAUGUCUCCACUCCUCUUAAAAGUACAGAACAAGGAGUGGUCGAUCAAGUCAUGCUAUCAACAAAUGGUGACGGUCAUAAGUUUGUAAAAAUCAGAAUACGUUCAACUCGAGUACCUCAAAUAGGUGAUAAAUUCGCCUCGCGACAUGGUCAAAAAGGUACUAUCGGUAUCACCUACAGACAAGAAGAUAUGCCUUUUACAGCAGAAGGUAUCACACCGGAUAUCAUCAUCAACCCUCAUGCCAUCCCUUCUCGAAUGACUAUAGGUCAUUUAGUCGAAUGUUUAUUGUCAAAAUUAUCAACAAUGACAGGAUCGGAAGGUGAUGCUACACCAUUCACAGAGUUGACAGUGGAGAAAGUUUCCAAAUUCCUCAGACAAAGAGGGUAUCAGAGUAGAGGUUUAGAAGUGAUGUAUCAUGGUCAUACGGGUAGGAAAUUACAGGCUCAGAUAUAUUUUGGUCCAACUUAUUAUCAAAGGUUAAAACAUAUGGUGGAUGAUAAGAUUCAUGCGAGGGCUAGAGGACCUUUACAGAUUCUGACUAGACAACCGGUGGAAGGUAGGAGUAGAGAUGGUGGUUUGAGGUUUGGAGAGAUGGAAAGGGAUUGCAUGAUUUCACAUGGGAUAGCGGCGUUCCUCAAAGAGAGGAUGUAUGACUCUUCGGACGGAUUCAGAGUCCACGUAUGCGAUCAAUGUGGUCUUAUGGCUAUUGCCAAUCUCAAAAAACAAGAAUUCCAUUGUUCGGUAUGUAGGAAUAGUACUCAAAUCUCUCAAAUUUAUAUCCCAUACGCGGCCAAGUUAUUAUUCCAGGAACUUCAAGCGAUGAAUAUAGCGGUGAGGAUGUACGGUGAAGCGGAGUAAUCUUUGGUUUCAUGACUGAACUCGGGGAUGAGGAGAUACGAAGGGUGUUUGUAUGCGUCAUCAGAAUUAUUUAGCAUUCAUGCAUUGCAGCAUGCAGCAUUGUAUUCAUCC